UUUUCAACAUAUUAGACAUCAUAGAUAAAACCAUAUGAAACUAGUAGCAGAAACCAUAUGAAACCAUAAUAUAACAAUAAAGAAUCAAGAAUGAAAAUUCAGCUUUGUUUCUCUAUCUACCUCUCAAAUCUUGCUGGUUUUCUCGCUUCAGCUGGCAGCCAAAGUCCUCUUGGCUCUGUGUCUCCACUUAACAGAAGUAGUUUCCCAGAUGGUUUUGUGUUCGGAGCAGGAUCAAGUGCUUACCAAUAUGAAGGAGCAGCAGCAAUGGAUGGCAGGAGACCAAGUAUAUGGGACACUUUCACUAGAAAACAUCCAGAAAAAAUUGCAGAUCAUAGUAAUGGGAAUGUUGCAGAUGAUUUCUACCAGCUUUAUGAGUAUGACAUUCCUCUUAUGAAAGAAAUUGGUUUAGACUCCUUUAGAUUCUCACUCUCAUGGUCAAGAAUAUUGCCUGAGGGAAAAAUUAGCAAGGGAGUGAACUGGGAAGGUGUCAAGUUCUACAAUUCUCUAAUCGAUAAGCUCCUCUCCAAUGGCAUACAACCCUUUGUGACCUUAUUCCAUUGGGAUCUUCCACAAGCUCUUGAAGAUGAAUACAAAGGAUUGUUAAGCCCUGAGAUAUUGAAUGAUUAUUAUGAAUAUGCGGACUUCUGUUUCAAAGAAUUUGGAGAUAGAGUGAAAUAUUGGGUUACUAUCAACGAGCCAAAUUUAAUGAGUGAUUUUGGAUAUGCAAUGGGUAAAUAUGCACCUGGUAGAUGUUCUGAUUAUAUCGGAAAUUGCACAGACGGGAACUCUGCAACAGAACCAUAUAUAGUAGUCAACAAUUUGAUCCUUUGCCAUGCAAAUGCUGUGAAAUUAUACAGACAAAAAUAUCAGGAUUCUCAAGGUGGAAUUAUUGGAAUUUCAGUUCAUACAAAGUGGAUGAUACCUAAAUAUCACAAUGUUGCAAGCCAGAAUGCUUCCUCUCGAGCUUGUGAUUUUGCUUUUGGAUGGAUAAUUCAUCCAAUAACCUAUGGCGAUUAUCCAGAAACCAUGAGAUAUUUGGUGGGUAAAAGACUACCAGAAUUUACAGAAGCAGAAAUGGAACUGGUGAAAGGGUCUUUUGAUUUCAUUGGAAUUAAUUACUAUACAACAAAUUAUGCAGAUGAUGUUAAAUAUUAUGACAGUAUCCAUUUGAGCUAUACAACAGAUAGCCGAGUCAAUGAAACUUAUGAGAAAAAUGGGAUUCCGAUAGGUCAACCGACUUCUUGUAGCUGGUUGUACAUUUACCCUAAAGGAAUCUAUGAACUUUUGCUGUAUCUGAAGAGAAAAUACAACAAUCCUCGCAUUUAUAUCACUGAGAAUGGAAUGGGUGACAGUAGCUCAUUGUCUCUUCCUGAUGCUCUUGAAGACCAAUUAAGGAUAAAAUAUCAUUAUCUUCAUCUAUUACAUCUCUUAGAAGCUAUCAAGGAAGGUGUUGAUGUGAAAGGAUACUACAUUUGGUCAUUUCUCGACGACUUCGAAUGGAAUUUGGGUUACACUGUUCGAUUUGGAAUUAAUUAUGUUGAUUAUAGAAAUGAAUUAAGAAGAUAUCCCAAAUAUUCUGCUUUAUGGUUCAAAAGAUUUCUCCAAAAUGAGAAUAGAACCUCAACAUCUUCUUUCUUGUACUCUCAAUAAUCAUUCCAAAACUAUAUUACUCUCGUCGUCCCAAAAUAUUAAUCGUUUUUAGUGAAUAUUUUAUCUCAAAAUAUAAGUCGUUUUAAGUAUUUUAAAGAGUAAUAAAUAUUUUUUUUUCGAUGUUA
Molecule: messenger RNA, 1775 nt
Organism: Jatropha curcas
Lineage: Eukaryota; Viridiplantae; Streptophyta; Magnoliopsida; Malpighiales; Euphorbiaceae
Product: beta-glucosidase 17
Biological process (GO): carbohydrate metabolic process
Molecular function (GO): beta-glucosidase activity
Source: RefSeq, a predicted model, not a curated record